AUGCAGAGAGCGCUGAUGCGGACAUUCGAAUACAAAGGCACGCAAUACAUAUCUGCGAAGAAGACAUUUGGCCAGGCCCUGCAGGAGUCUCCAUGGGAGCGCCGUGCCUGGUGUCUGCAAGAGAAAGUCUUCUCCAAUCGUCUCCUGGUGCUCACCGAAACACAAGCCUUUUACCACUGUGCGGCCGCAACUUGGUUCGAGGACACACAGUUGGAGUCAAGACCGAAUAUCGCAGGGCCAGUUCAUGUCAGGGAGAAACCAAGUCUUUCGCGAAAAGAGGCGGAGAUGCUCAGACCGUCGCUCCAAACCGCAUAUGAAUCCCAUCGAGAUUACUUUGGUAGGAAUUUCUGGCGAUUGAUUGAAAACUAUAGCCGGAGACUACUCUCCUUUGAAGCUGACGUCAUUCGUGCCUUCAGCGGCAUUUUACGUUCACUCGAGCCGCAACAUGGCAUUGCAGUGUGGGGAAUCCCACAGCGUGAGUUUGGACGAGGGAUUUCAUUCGAAUAUUCAGCGUAUCGCUCGGACAUGCGACGAGAGGGGUUUCCUAGUUGGAGUUGGACAGGGUGGCUUACGAGCCCGGAUACACAGUUGAGGUUUAUCAAUUUUAAGAGGAAAGACAGCGAUAUGAUGGUCUCCGGAGGCCAAUACCGUAUUGAAAGGAACCCAGGUCUACAUUCUGAAUCGUCUUUCUUUGACGUGGAUUGGCAUUACUAUUCACUCGGCGAUACCACAGGCGAACCAAGACUGGUUGCCAUUCAAGAAACAUUUCCAGAGCCACUUGACCGCCUGGUGGAGAGCAAAUCGGAAAAUACGGUAGACAUCACUUCAACGGCGGCCUCAAGGCCGAUAAACCCGGAGCGAAUAUCACAUUGGGGCAUCCCAGGCCAUCCUGGAGAGGACGAUUACAUCCAAACGACGGACCCUCUACCACUACAGCACGAGCAGGGCAUGCCUCCGAUCAAUCAUAUCCUCCAAUUCUACACCAGCAUGACUCCGGUAAUCGUUGGCCCACAUGUCUCCACAAGAUGGCAAGGGCUUUCAAAACGCAGUCUACGCGUGCCAGGCUCAAAUGAAACAUUGCAGUUCUCAGUCAAACUCGAUACGGCGUACGAUAGCCAAGGACGGGAUACAUGGCUCGUAUAUGUAUCUAGAUGGUGUACGGCAGAUUUUAUGUCCAUCGAAGGCAAAAGAAGAAGGCACAGAAGAGAACGUCUCAACCUGCUUCUAGUAGAAAGUGUACGGGGUUGGCAAUACGUAAAAAGGAGAGUACAGCUGUUGGAAUGUGUAUGGAUUGAUUGGUGGCAGGAGGCCAAUCCGCAAUGGCAAUUGUUAUGUCUUGCUUAA
This is a messenger RNA of Plenodomus lingam JN3, 1344 nucleotides long. Lineage: Eukaryota; Fungi; Ascomycota; Dothideomycetes; Pleosporales; Leptosphaeriaceae. The record is from RefSeq and is a predicted model, not a curated record.